This is a messenger RNA of Bombus pyrosoma, 2110 nucleotides long. It is a transcript of the gene cag, whose product is annotated as jerky protein homolog-like. Lineage: Eukaryota; Metazoa; Arthropoda; Insecta; Hymenoptera; Apidae. The coding region runs from base 1301 to 2014 and encodes 237 amino acids. Gene Ontology annotation, molecular function: DNA binding. Gene Ontology annotation, cellular component: nucleus. The record is from RefSeq and is a predicted model, not a curated record. The transcript has 2 exons.
ACGUGCAUCAUUUAGUCGGGAACAUCACUGUGACUCGCGUUUCUGAUCUACGCAACAACGUGGCUUGCGGUCCCUUUUGUAACUAUCGCGUAAACUCCCACGUGCCACAUUAGGCCACCUUUCAUUCUCGAGUUAGAGGCACGAAUUCACCGAAGAAUUUACGUCGCUGGUAUACGAAUACAAUAGACUAGAAUUAUCCAGACGCGUUUCGAUAUGAAUUUCAAUGAGCCGCCUUAUCGAACAGAAGCUGUCGACGCUCCGAUAUAGGGUGUCUCCCCAUUUUAUUGAUGAAAAGCGACUUAAAGUAGAGUUACUAUUUAUGUGCGAAGUCUUUUAUGUGCAAUAUCUUUAAUAUUUUUUAUUGAGAAAUAAAAGACGUUGCCAAUGAAAUGUUUGUAAGUAAAUCAUGGUAUCUUGAAUAAAGAGAGAUAGAAGGAUAGAAUGAAAGAUGGAAGGGAGAGGAGAAAAGUGUCUUUCAUAAGAAUCUGCUAAAGCCAGAGGACUCAUCAGUUAUGCUAACUUAGAAAGCAUGUGCCCGUGACAUAGACACCCUGAUAAGGAAGUUGAGAAGUGAUACAUAUUUACAAUUACCGAUAAAUAGAAGAGAAAGUACUAGCGAGAAAGUGUUGUACGUCGACGUAAUACGAAAGUGUAGGUAGCCAUCUGGUGGCAGAUUUGGGAGUGUCUCUACAUGUUCUUUCCCUUCCAGUUGGUUAAAUAACGUUUAGAGUGGGAAUUCAAAUAUAACAGUGUUGUAAAAAUAAUUAAAUUUCGUCAAAGUGAAAGUUGUUCAGGUAUUAGAAAAGAAAGAGAGAACAGAAAGUGAGUUAAAGUUUUAAAAUAACUACUUAAUUUGCUUUGAUUUUCAUUGACAGAUUCAAGUAGUUGGAACGAGGUUAGAUGACAUAACCUAUAAGUUAGCGGUUUAUUAAUUAAUAAAAUAAUACAAUUUUAACAUUUAUAGACAAUUGUAAGAAUAUAUAUAUAGAAGAAUAUAUCAUCCAAUUGUUUAAAUAUUUGAAACGAAUUUAUUCCAUUUUUUGUUACUCAUAUAAUUUGUUUACUUUUUCGUUAAUUAUUUUAAAACUACGAAUACUCUUAAGCGGAAAUCACUUGCUAACAAAAAUUUUUAGAUUUAUUAAUUUCAAUUAUAAAUCCCUCUUGAAAUAUAAAUUAAAAGCUCAUUUCUUCUAAUUGACUGUAUUCAUAGUUGAUCCAACAGAGUGAUUCUUCAAUAUAUCAUAAAUAUCACACUGCUAGUGUGAUUAAUCAAUAUGCUGCAAAUAGGAAUGCUACAAACAUGUCAGGUAAAAGGAAAAAAGUGACUGUAACCAUAGCAAAAAAGUUGAAAGCUUUGUACAGGAUUGAUAAAGGUGAGCCAUUGAGAAGUAUUGCUAUUGAUUUAGGAGUAGGAAUAUCUACUGUUUCUGAUUGGAAAAAAAACAGAAAGGAGAUUGAAGAUUUUUGUGCCAAGAUGGUUUCUAGGGAUAGCUUAGGCAACAGAGGAACAAUUAAAAAAGCAAAGAACGUAACACUGGAUGAUGCACUGUAUAUGUGGUAUAUUCAAGAACUUGAAAAUGGUAUUCCUAUGUCAGGACCUAUCCUUAGAAAAAAAGCUCUGAGUCUUAAUAAAAAGUUAGGUGGUGAUCCUACUUUCACAGCAAGUGUAGGAUGGUUAGGAAGAUGGAAAGCUCGACAUGGUAUAAAACUAACCCUCUGUAGUCAAAGUUUACUGGAGGAUGCUGUCACUAAUGACAAUUCACAUCGAUUAUUAUUAGAAGAUGAUAUUGUGAGUGCGCGUUUAUCCACUCAAGAUGAAGAUGACAUCCAAGACUCUUUUAUUGAUAAAUGUCAUCAAGAAGAAACAGAUGUCAACCACCUAGAAGCAACAACAAUGCUAGAAAAAUUGAUAACUUAUUUUGAACAGCAAAAUGACACCUUAGAGAAUGAUUUAAUGACUCUAAAACAUUUACACAAUCGUGUAUCAAAAAAAUAUUUGCUGACUCUAAAAUAGGAAACGACUGUUUUGUAAAAUAAUACUCUCGGUGUAUAAUUAUUGUAUAUGUCUUUCUAUUAUACAAUUUUGUAGUGUAAAUAAAUUUUGCAAAUA